CAACAUGUCUGGAAGAGGAAAGGGCGGGAAAGGCCUAGGCAAAGGCGGUGCCAAGCGUCACCGUAAGGUCCUGAGAGAUAACAUCCAGGGCAUCACCAAGCCUGCCAUCCGGCGCCUGGCUCGCCGCGGUGGGGUCAAGCGGAUUUCGGGUCUCAUUUACGAGGAGACUCGGGGCGUGCUGAAGGUGUUCCUGGAGAACGUCAUCCGGGACGCGGUCACCUACACGGAGCACGCUAAGCGCAAGACAGUCACUGCCAUGGACGUGGUCUAUGCGCUCAAGCGCCAGGGCCGCACCCUGUACGGCUUCGGAGGCUAAGCCACCGCCUCUGCUUCGUC
Perognathus longimembris pacificus (Pacific pocket mouse) is the source of this 336-nucleotide messenger RNA. RefSeq names its product histone H4. Gene Ontology annotation, molecular function: structural constituent of chromatin; protein heterodimerization activity; DNA binding. The record is from RefSeq and is a predicted model, not a curated record. The transcript has a single exon. Gene Ontology annotation, cellular component: nucleosome. NCBI's taxonomy places the organism in Eukaryota, Metazoa, Chordata, Mammalia, Rodentia, Heteromyidae. The coding region runs from base 5 to 316 and encodes 103 amino acids. Gene Ontology annotation, biological process: nucleosome assembly.